GAUAUUGUAGAAGAAAGAGAUGCUACGCCGGAGCAUUCAAAAAUUGAUCCACUGAUGCUCCGCUAUAUGAAAAUGGUUGAGGAACAGAGGAGGAAAGAUAAGCUGCCCAGUGAACAAUCGCCAGAAAAACCGCAUUUAGAGGGUGAACCUUUGGGAGAAUCGUUUGUGACUGAAGUGGCUGAGAUAGUAGACGCGCCAAGUACUCCUAGCGAUUUCGGAUGGUGA
Molecule: messenger RNA, 225 nt
Organism: Gongylonema pulchrum
Lineage: Eukaryota; Metazoa; Nematoda; Chromadorea; Rhabditida; Gongylonematidae
Source: the annotation of a GenBank genome assembly